Molecule: messenger RNA, 1310 nt
Organism: Fusarium odoratissimum NRRL 54006
Lineage: Eukaryota; Fungi; Ascomycota; Sordariomycetes; Hypocreales; Nectriaceae
Product: ADP-ribosylglycohydrolase
Exons: 2
Coding region: 198-1199 (333 amino acids)
Source: RefSeq, a predicted model, not a curated record
CCGCGACAAUCGCACAAUCUCCCACUUCGAAAUCCGACUAAGAAUGUGUUUUCCGGCAAUAUUAUGGCCUGGGCCUUGCGAAAGCUCGUCCAGCUUUGUCUACUCCCCAGCUCAGCCCCCGCUCUUUGGCUCUCGAAUGAGAUUUGAACCGUCAAAUCGCCAUCAGACAAACGAACAAACAAACACAAGCAACAAACAUGCCUUCAUCUCAAAACAAGUCUGAGCUUUCGCCCCGCGAGUCCCGUGUCAUCGGCGCGCUGCUGGGCGUCCAUGCCGGCGAUUCGCUGGGCGCAACGCUCGAGUUCAAGACUCAUGCGGACAUUGCGCGUGAAUACCCUCUCGGUCUCCGUGAGAUCGUAGGCGGAGGCCCGUUUCGAUGGUCGCAGGGCCAUGCAACAGACGAUACUGAUAUGACUCGUGGCGUACUCCUUGCAUACCACGACUACAAGGCCGGCGACGACGUCGCGCACCUCGCUGGCGAUUAUUUCAUCAGUUGGCUUCACGGCGACUGGCCAGGCAGGCGACCGGGAAGUCGACCUGAGGACAUUGGAGGGGCAACCGCUACUGGGCUUAUGCGCUAUGAACAGACGCAAGAUCCUGAUCGCGCCGGAGCUGGAGAAGGAAGUGCUGGGAAUGGAAGCUUGAUGCGCUGCAUCCCGACCGGCCUGUUCCAACGCGAUCCCCAGAAGUUGGUCGAGGAAAGCGUGCGUAUCAGCAAGAUCACCCACGACGACAAGAGAUGCACGGUCGCAUGUGCAGCCUACAACACGAUUGUGUCGAAACUCAUCGACCAAGUCGCCCCUCAAGAGGCCAUUGAGGCAGGUCUCCAAGUCGCAGAAACUCUUGAAGUAGGCUAUGGCCCAGUAUAUCAAUCGAUUGAACUCGGCAAAUCUCUCAACAUAGCAACAAUGGCUGCGAAAGGACCUGUACCUGAACUGGGAGGGAGAUGCAGUGGAUAUGUCCUCGAGUCACUGAGCCUCGCGAUUGCUGCGGUCCUCGACACUCGCAGCUUGGAGGAUAUUGUGGUGGACGUUGUUCGCAUUGGCUGGGAUACAGACACAAACGGGGCGAUCGCGGGAGGAAUACUGGGAGCUCGAGAUGGAGCAGCGGCUAUUCCUCCCCAGUGGAGAUCGGUCUUGCAAUUUGGUCGUGAGUUUGAAAAUGCGGCUUUGAGUAUCUUCGAAAAGAAAGCCGCAUGAGAUCGUUACGAGUACGUUGGCUGCCGUUGGCGUCCCAAUUCAGCAUAUGUUCAAUAUAUAAUAGAAGGUUGAAGACUCAUGAAUAAACUAAUUUGAUGUUUUUCAUAUGCC